Aspergillus welwitschiae is the source of this 3765-nucleotide messenger RNA. RefSeq lists its product as uncharacterized. NCBI's taxonomy places the organism in Eukaryota, Fungi, Ascomycota, Eurotiomycetes, Eurotiales, Aspergillaceae. Gene Ontology annotation, biological process: nucleoside metabolic process. Gene Ontology annotation, molecular function: catalytic activity; protein binding. The transcript has 8 exons. Bases 1 to 3765 code for a protein of 1254 amino acids. The record is from RefSeq and is a predicted model, not a curated record.
AUGGGCCCUCCAAGAGUCAUUGUCCGUCAUGAAGACUUCACCGUAGCUUGGAUCUGCGCCUUGCCCGUGGAGAUGGCAGCCGCCGAAGCGCUGUUGGACGAGCGUCUACCCGACCUGCCCGCCCAACCUCACGACAACAACACAUAUACCUUCGGUGUCUUCCACGGUCAUCGCGUUGUUCUUGCUUGUCUACCGUCUGGGGUAUACGGGACUAAUUCUGCAGCGGUCAUAGCUACUGAAGUCCGUAUAAGAUUCCCAUCUCUUCGGUUUGGACUGAUGGUCGGGGUGGGCGGAGGGGUGCGUGACGCUGGGGUCCAGCUCGGGGAUGUCGUCGUGAGCAAACCAUCUCGCGAGUAUGGAGGCGUAAUCCAAUAUGACUAUGGAAAGGCGAUUGAUGGGGGUGAAUGGGAGCACACGGGAAUGCUGAACAAACCACCUACCGUCUUGCUAACAGCGAUCUCUAGACUCCAGGCAGCACAUUUGCAAAAGCCAAAUCGGAUCUCAGAGUCAGUCUCUAAGGUUAUUGCGAUAAACCCUGGUAUGGAGGCUACUUUUGGGUAUCCGCAGUCUUCAGAGGAUGCGCUAAGAAGGGGAACUACGAGGCUGGAACAGCCUUGUGGAAUACACUACGGCUUGAUUGCAUCGGGUAACAAGGUCAUCAAGGACGGAAAGCUCCGGGAUGAGAUUGCAAAGAAGUACGGAAUUCUGUGCUUUGAGAUGGAAGCUGCUGGCUUGAUGGAUAAUUUCCCCUGCCUUGUUAUUCGAGGAAUCUGCGACUACGCCGAUACGCACAAGAAGAAAGACUGGCAAGGCUAUGCCUCCUUGACAGCAGCUGCCUAUGCGAAAGAGCUCCUCGCUGUGAUUCCGAGGCAUUCUGUAAUGGAGACACCGACUGCCGCGUUGAGCCUGGAUUGGCAAAUUGGUAAUGACUCUUCACGAAGAGAGCCAUUGUCCAGUAACUGGGUCAGCAAGUCGAAAUCUGCUUUCGAUGACGAUUUUCUGACGCGUAUCACAUGCUAUGACCACGAACGAGCACAUCAGAGGAUUUCACGGAAGAGACUCCUUAGCACUACACAGUGGUUCUUAGAUCACCCGGAAUUCCAGGCCUGGUUCUCCGACAGGGCAUACCCUUGGCUAUGGUGCUCUGGUAAAAUUGGAUCUGGGAAAUCUGUUAUUGCAUCCACCGCAAUCGAAGAAGCGCGUAGCAAAUCUUUGAAACCUCAUGCUCCAAUUAUCUUCUUCUACUGCGACGAACAAUAUGCUUCCGACCUAUCUCAGUUGCUCUCAAGCUUCAUACGGCAACUGACCGAAUUUAUCGUCAAGGGGACCCAGCAGUUCUCUGAGAACGGCCAAAGAAUGCUUCAAAGAUAUUUCGGAAGUAAAAGAGAAGUCCCCGAUCUUGAUGAUUUGGAAGAUAUAUUUGCUAGUUUGUAUACGGAUGUGUCGAAUGCCACCUAUGUAAUAGAUGGUCUUGACGCGUUAGAACAGACGGACGCAAGGCGUCUCCUUACUUACUUUCGAUUACUAUUCCAAACCGGCGGUGAUAAAGCCAUCGGCCGACGGCUACUCAUAUUCAGCAGAGAGUACUUCGUCGGAGGCACAAGUGUCGCGACGUACCUUCCGAAUGUACCUGAAAUUUCGACGACUUGCAAUGUGCUACAAGAUAUCCAGGUCUAUAUUAGAGAAAGUAUUGCAGACCGAAUGGUGCUUCACCAGCUCACUGAGGACAGUCACCUCAUCAAUGAUAUGGAAAGUAUCUUACUGUUUCUGUGGGUUUAUCUGCAAAUCGAGAUCAUUUGGUAUACGUGUGCCACGGAGCAAGACAUACGCGUCGCUUUAUCAACCUUACCAAAAGGUCUUGAGGAAACAUACCAGCGCUGUGUGAAGAGGAUAAAUUGUCACGACCCUCGUGCUAUCAGAACACUUGUCUGGGUUCGCUUCAGCGCACGACCGCUUCAUUGCGAAGAGCUGAAGGAGGCAGUAGCAUUGGACUUGAAUGACAAAUGCUGGGACCCAGAAAAGGUUCCACGAUGUGACUUUAUCUUGGGUUGGUGCGCAAACCUCGUCGUAUUAGACCCUGUCGAUAACUGUGCACGCUUCGCACAUCCCUCAAUCUGUCAAUACCUUGACAGCAGUUUCGAUGCAUAUCUGCUUCAAUUUCCAGAGUCCGUCCGCUCAGGAAACCAGAUUUGUGGACGUCUUUGCAUCACGUAUCUUUCGUUUUCUGAUUUCCACCUUCAUCUUUCUAAGACAAGAAAGGAAAUUAUGGAAUGGGAUCUACGUAGCAAAGACUUCAUUCCAAAGAAUGUCCCGGGCUUUCGGCUUAUCAAAAGAUUUUUGCCAUCGAGGUUAAAACGCAAAUUACCUGUCUCAUUACCGUCGCCUCCCUUACGUACUGUGCCAUCGCCGUCUUUGGCGCGCUAUCGGUUUUUGUCCUACGCACGAAAUCACUGGACGACUCAUACCAAGUAUUUCUCAGAGCAAGAUCCUCUGUGGGACAUGUUCAAGCUCUUAGCUCUGACAUCCAAUGAAAGUUGGGGCCUUCAUCCAUGGAAAGCAGAUGGUCGGUCUCAAUUUUCGCACUUGCAAGCCAUGUUUGGAUGGGCAGUCAGGGAACGCCACCUGCCACUUUUCGAACUUCCGAUGCAGUUUCCAAACCACAUUCGACGUAUUUGCGAUUUACCGCUUAGUGGGGAGCUGCUGCCAGCCCUGCACUAUGCCUGUAAACAAGGAUAUUUUGAUAUGGUCUCCCGACUACUGCCGUUUUGUGACAUCAACACACUCGAUUUGCAAGACUUCACCCCAUUGCACUACGCCGUUGAAAGGGGCCAUGCUAGUACGGAAGGUGCAGACCUGGAGGCCAGAAAUUCGAAGUCACAAACUAGCUUAAUUGUGGCAGCCGCCUCUGGUAAUACAUCUAUGGUAAAGUUUCUGGUCGAGGAGGGAGCCGACAUGGAAGCCGUUGAUCAAGAAGGGGAUACUGCGCGUCUCCAUGCUCUUGAGAACCGUCACAUGGAAGUAGUCAGUCUCUUUCUUGACAUCGACUUGGCAAAUGAUCGGUGCAAGAUUGGGUCCGUGCUACUCUCCGCAGUUGAGGAUGAUGACCCUGAGCUGGUCAGCCUUCUAAUCAACAAGGGUAUUGACCCGAACUCAAGUUGCAAGACGGGUAUUGGCCGCGAUGAUUGUACAGUUCUCACUUGGGCCGCCAAGAAGGGAUACACAGAGCUGGUGCAGCACCUUAUCCACUACGGUGCAGACGUCAAUUUGCAGGAUAACGAACGUUGGACUCCACUUGCUCGGGCUGCACAAUAUGGUCAUGAUGCUGUCGUCAAACUACUAAUUGAGCACAACGCUUAUAUUGAUUUUCCUAACGAUAACUUCACGCCUCUUCAAAUCGCUGCAGCCAACGCGAACCAGAGCACGGUCAAACUUCUCGUUCAGCAUGGAGCUUCACGGGGAUCCACAAUAGAAAUGAGGGAUUCUGAGGAACGGACACCUUUGAUUUGUGCCGCAGAAAAGGGUGAUGUUGCCAGGGUCAGAUUCUUGGUCAUGCACGGUGCUAUCAUUGACGCGAAAGCUGCAAGUGGUCGUACAGCACUCUUGCAAGCAGCUGCACGAGGCCACUACGCAGUAGUCAAGAUACUGCUGAAGUAUGGAGCCGAUCUGACAGUACGUGAUGAUGAUGGCGCAGAUGCUGUUGUUUUGGCUGUUAAUGAGGGCCAUUCAGAGAUUUGGAAGCUUCUUCAUAAACGCUUGGGCCUAUAA